Messenger RNA from Thalassophryne amazonica, 1840 nucleotides. Its product is annotated as cyclic AMP-responsive element-binding protein 3-like protein 2. Gene Ontology annotation, molecular function: DNA-binding transcription factor activity, RNA polymerase II-specific; cAMP response element binding. The record is from RefSeq and is a predicted model, not a curated record. Gene Ontology annotation, biological process: regulation of transcription by RNA polymerase II. NCBI's taxonomy places the organism in Eukaryota, Metazoa, Chordata, Actinopteri, Batrachoidiformes, Batrachoididae.
CACUCGCGCAGGUCCGCAGGAACUUUUCCUCUCCCCGUGUUUAAAUCCCCCAGACUGAUCAGUAAGAACUGAUCGGACGCUUCUGAAGUUCGGUUUGUGAUCCAAAACUCUGUUCUGGAGGGAAGAAAUGGAAAUUCUGGACGGCGGGGAACCGUUCCUGCACUGGGACCGGAACCUGAGCGAACUGUCUGAGGCCACAGAAAGCGACUGUGUCCUCAACACCAAUCACUUCUCCGAGUUCCUGGACGAUCUAUCCCAAGAUGCUUUGCUGGGCCAGCUGCUCAGUGACCCGUUCCUGUGCGGGGUGAGAAGCGGGAUGGAAGCCAUGGAUAGCGAGGAUGGGAGCGACAUUUCCCCGUCUUCCCCUCUCCCCCCUCACAUCACAGCUGAGCACAGGUACUCUUUAUGUGGUGACAGUCGACCCCAGUCUCCCCUAUCAGACCUCACCGGUGAGCCAGGCAGUGAAGCAGCAGAGUCGGACAUCGGGGAUUCAGCCGAGUGGGCCAUGGAGCAGGAGGAGGCCAUCGAGAGCCUCCUGUGCGACACGCCCUCCCUGUCUCUGGCCUCCAGCGAGAGUCCAGAUGCACCAAAGAGCCCCGCCGUGACCCCGAGUGCCGCCGCCGCUCCAGCUCAGACACCAGCCCCCAAGGUCAUCAAGAUUAAGGAGGAGCACAUUAUUCCUCAGAUUAAACUGGAGCCUCAUGAAGUGGACCAGUUCCUCAAUCUGUCCCCCAAAGUUUGUGUUUCAGGUCUGGAGUCGCUCCGGAUGCCUCCCAGCUCCCACGGCAGCGACUCAGAGGGCAGCCAGAGUCCAGUCCACGCCCUGCCGGGUCUGUCCUGUCCCACCUCGCCCACCAGCCCGCCGCCGUCACAGGCCGGCCUGAAGGUGUCGCCGCAAGCCGCGUCCUCGCUGUCCAACUCGCCUCUGCUCACUGCGCCGCACAAGUUGCAGGGUUCAGGACCUCUGAUCCUGACCGAGGAAGAGCGCCGCACGCUGGUGGCUGAAGGUUACCCAGUUCCGACCAAACUGCCGCUCACCAAAGCCGAGAAGAAGGCGCUGAAGAAGAUCCGCAGGAAGAUCAAAAAUAAGAUCUCAGCUCAGGAGAGUCGCAGGAAGAAGGAGUACAUGGACGCGCUGGAGAAGAAGGUGGAGACGUGCUCCAAUGAAAACAGCGAGCUACGCAGGAAAGUGGAGACUCUGGAAUGCACAAACAAGUCUCUGCUGAAGCAGCUGCAGUCGCUGUAGGCGGCGCUCGCCGGCAAAGUCCACCGAUCGUACAGGAUGGCCGGAACCCAGACAUCAUCGUGUCUGAUGGUGGCAGUGUUGUGCUUUGCUCUGUCUGUGGGCAGUUUCUACCCGGGCACUCUGAUGCCUUGCUCCAAGGUCCUGGAACAGCAAAUGAGUGGACCUGCAUCCGGUCAGCUGGAAGUCAAAGAGUCUUACACGGCUACAGUCAAAUCGAGGAAUCUGUUGACGACACUUGAAGACGAGCAGCCGCAUCCCCUCGGUUUGGGUGGACAGUAUCCAGACCAAUGGGAGGACACGUCUGUCAUUGUCAUGGCAGCGUGGCGUCGCACGGAGCAGCAUAAACUCAGAGGGGUGGAGCCUAACAGAGUGGAAACACACCCACCUUUCAGGAGUAAAAGCAACGAUACGCAGACAUCCAAAAACCUGCUCCUGGACCUGCACAGGUCGCUGGAGCAGAGGAUAAAUGUCCGCCAUGCUAAAGUGAUCGAGCUGGAGCAAACUGUCAAUGAGACCUCCUGAAGUCGACACCCCCUUCCACCCCACAUUGACCUUUGCCCUCUUCCCCGUGAUAGACCUGGUCUCGGUGUCCUG